Molecule: messenger RNA, 2355 nt
Organism: Pogoniulus pusillus (Red-fronted tinkerbird)
Lineage: Eukaryota; Metazoa; Chordata; Aves; Piciformes; Lybiidae
Gene: HAS2
Product: hyaluronan synthase 2
Exons: 4
Coding region: 113-1771 (552 amino acids)
Biological process (GO): extracellular matrix assembly; hyaluronan biosynthetic process
Cellular component (GO): plasma membrane
Molecular function (GO): hyaluronan synthase activity
Source: RefSeq, a predicted model, not a curated record
GAUUUGAUCUUUUUACCUCAAACUUGGAAACUGUUCAGCGGGAGCAACGGUACGUGAGACCACACAGCUGGCUGGAGCCCCUCUAUGACCAAAGGACAGACGGACAAACAAGAUGUAUUGUGAGAGGUUUAUAUGCAUCCUGAGAAUACUUGGAACCACACUCUUUGGGGUGUCCCUCCUGCUAGGAAUCACCGCUGCUUACAUUGUGGGCUACCAGUUCAUCCAAACAGACAACUACUACUUCUCCUUUGGACUCUAUGGUGCUAUCCUGGCAUCACAUCUCAUCAUCCAAAGCCUGUUUGCCUUUCUAGAGCACAGGAAAAUGAAGCGGUCGCUAGAGACUCCAAUCAAACUGAACAAAACAGUUGCCCUUUGUAUUGCUGCCUAUCAAGAGGAUCCUGACUACUUAAGAAAAUGUUUACUUUCUGUGAAAAGAUUGACCUACCCUGGAAUUAAAGUUGUUAUGGUCAUUGAUGGGAACUCAGAAGACGACGUUUACAUGAUGGACAUUUUUACUGAAAUCAUGGGUAGGGACAAAUCUGCCACUUAUAUCUGGAGUAAUAACUUCCACGAUAAAGGUCCGGGCGAGACGGAGGAGUCUCACAGAGAAAGCAUGCAACAUGUAUCUCAGCUGGUCCUGUCCAACAAAAGUGUUUGCAUCAUGCAGAAAUGGGGUGGAAAGAGAGAAGUAAUGUACACAGCAUUCAAAGCACUGGGGAGAAGCGUGGAUUAUGUACAGGUCUGUGAUUCAGAUACAAUGCUUGAUCCAGCCUCAUCAGUGGAGAUGGUAAAGGUUUUAGAAGAAGAUCCGAUGGUUGGAGGAGUUGGAGGUGAUGUGCAGAUUUUGAACAAAUACGACUCUUGGAUCUCCUUCCUGAGCAGCGUGAGAUACUGGAUGGCAUUUAACAUAGAGAGAGCCUGCCAGUCCUACUUUGGCUGUGUACAGUGCAUCAGCGGACCUCUGGGGAUGUACAGAAACUCUUUACUCCAUGAAUUUGUGGAAGACUGGUACAAUCAAGAAUUUAUGGGCUCCCAGUGCAGCUUCGGAGAUGACAGGCAUCUAACUAACAGAGUGCUAAGUUUGGGCUAUGCAACAAAAUACACAGCUAGAUCCAAGUGCCUUACUGAAACACCAAUAGAGUAUCUCAGGUGGCUGAAUCAGCAGACUCGCUGGAGUAAAUCCUACUUUAGAGAGUGGCUUUAUAAUGCAAUGUGGUUCCACAAGCACCAUUUGUGGAUGACCUAUGAAGCUGUAAUCACUGGAUUCUUUCCUUUCUUCCUUAUUGCCACAGUCAUUCAGCUCUUCUACAGGGGAAAAAUCUGGAACAUCCUCCUCUUCUUGUUGACAGUUCAGUUAGUGGGCCUGAUAAAGUCUUCCUUUGCCAGCUUCCUUAGGGGCAACAUUGUCAUGGUUUUCAUGUCGCUCUACUCAGUGUUGUACAUGUCAAGUUUACUGCCAGCAAAGAUGUUUGCGAUUGCCACAAUAAACAAAGCAGGGUGGGGCACGUCAGGAAGAAAAACCAUUGUAGUUAAUUUUAUAGGACUCAUUCCAGUCUCCAUUUGGUUUACAAUCCUCCUAGGUGGCGUGAUUUUCACUAUCUACAAGGAAUCAAAAAAGCCAUUUUCUGAGUCAAAACAGACAGUUCUCAUCAUUGGCACAAUACUCUAUGCAUGUUACUGGGUGAUGCUCUUGACUUUGUACCUGGUUCUUAUCACCAAAUGUGGCAGGCGGAAGAAAGAACAACACUAUGACAUGGUGCUAGACGUAUGAUGUUUCCGUGGGGAGUCACCCAGAGAGCUGUAAAGCAACCCAACGACCUUGUAGUAUCUGUGUCGUCAGGUGAAUGUUGCCAAGGGAAAUGGAUCAUUGCUGCUGGGAAUAGGACAUUUAUAUUCCUCUGGGUUCAUUUUCAUCCUGCCAAAGUAAGAAGAACAAAAUGAUGAAAAGUGAUUUUUUUGUUGUUGUUGUUUGUUUGUUUUCCAAGGGGAAAAGAGGCAAACUGUACAUUUUCAACCUGUUCGCAAGAAAAUGGGAGAGCUUCUAUGUUUAUGCACUUUUUCAUUGUGCAUAUGCCUGACAGUGUUACAUUCUAUAUACCUCACUGGUCAUGCUUAUGUGUGUGGACAGGAAAGAAAGGAGUUUGGAGAAUCAAGAAAAGGAUCUUAUAACCCCUUGACUUAUGACCUAAUUUAUGAGUUUCUCUUUUGUUUUGUUUUGUUUUUAUAGUUCUGUUUAUAGGAAGGGUCUUUUGUGUUAGGCUGGCAAACAUAAUGCCAAAGUUAAUUUUUUAAGAUGCCGUUGGCUGAGCUGUAUUUUUAUAUUAUUGUAUUAUUUUUUUGUGUGUGUAUUUUUAA